CUGCUGCGCCUCAGCCCCUCUCCGCCGCCGCCCGGGGCUCUUCUCGCCUCCCCGCCCCGUCUUCGGCCAUCGCAGCAGGCAUGGGCUGUUUCUGCGCGGUCCCGGAGGAAUUUUACUGCGAAGUUUUGCUCCUGGACGAGUCCAAGCUGACCCUGACCACACAGCAGCAGGGCAUCAAGAAGUCAACGAAGGGGUCUGUUGUCCUGGGCUACGUAUUUCGUCACUUAAACCUGGUGGAAAUAGAUUACUUUGGGCUGCGCUACUGUGACCGAAGUCAUCAAACGUACUGGCUGGAUCCUGCAAAGACCCUCGCUGAACAUAAAGAAUUGAUAAACACUGGACCACCAUACACUCUGUAUUUUGGCAUUAAAUUUUAUGCAGAAGAUCCAUGUAAACUUAAGGAAGAAAUAACAAGGUAUCAGUUUUUCUUGCAGGUAAAGCAAGAUGUUCUACAGGGCCGUUUGCCUUGUCCAAUCAACACUGCAGCACAGUUGGGAGCAUAUAUAAUUCAGUCUGAGCUGGGGGACUAUGACCCAUACAAGCACACUGCAGGUUAUGUCUCCGAGUACCGCUUCGUUCCUGACCAGAAGGAAGAGCUGGAGGAUGCCAUAGAGAGGAUACACAAGACUCUGAUGGGUCAAGUUCCUGCUGAGGCAGAAGUGAACUACUUAGGUGUGGCCAAAUCUCUGGAAAUGUAUGGGGUGGAUCUCCAUCCUGUUUAUGGUGAAAAUAAAUCUGAAUACUUUUUAGGAUUAACACCCAUAGGAGUUGUUGUCUACAAGAAUAAAAAACAAGUAGGAAAGUAUUUCUGGCCUAGAAUUACGAAAGUUCACUUCAAGGAAACACAGUUUGAACUUCGAGUCCUGGGAAAAGAUUGCAAUGAAACUUCCUUCUUUUUUGAAGCACGUAACAAGGUCACAUGCAAACAUCUCUGGAAAUGUUGUGUAGAGCAUCAUACAUUUUUCAGGGUGCCAGAGAAUGAAUCAAACUCUCUGUCAAGAAAAGUCAGCAAGUUUGGAUCCAUAGGUUAUAAACAUCGGUACAGUGGAAAAACAUCUUUGCGAAUGACCAGAGACCCCUCUGUGCAGCUUCCACGGCCUGACCAGAGCAUUGAAAGAAGUCGCAGCAAGACUUACCCUAAAAGAGCACAACAGACAGGUUCUAAGAACAUGAGCCAGAUUACAACAAAUGGGGAAAAUGAAGGAACUACCAAAAUUAUUGCACCUUCUCCAGUAAAAAGCUUUAAAAAGAUGAAAAAUGAAAACAGUCCAGAAACACAAAGAAGUAAAACAAGCGCUCCGUGGGAGGAAAAUGGCCCACAAAGUGGACUGUAUAAUUCUGCCAGUGACCGCAAUAAAUCACCAAAGUUUCCUUACUCUCGCCGAAGGAACCCAUCUGGUGGCAGUGAGAAUGAGUCUGGGCAGCCAGUUCGGAGGAGGAAAAAUCAAAACAGUGGUGAAGAUUCAGAUUUAAAGCAAAGGAGAAGGUCACGGUCCCGUUGUAACACCAGCAGUGGCAGUGAAUCCGAAAAUUCCAACAGAGAGCAUCGGAAGAAGAGAAACAGAUUGCGGCAGGAGAAUGAUAUGGUUGACUCGGCUCCUCAGUGGGAAGCUGUGCUGCGGCGGCAGAAGGGGAAAACCCAGGCAGAUCCAAACUACCGGCGAUCCAGGCACAGAUCUCGAUCGAGAAGCCCAGAUGUACAAGCUAAAGAAGAACUGUGGAAACAUAUUCAGAAGGAGCUUGUGGAUCCAUCUGGCCUAUCUGAGGAGCAAUUGAAAGAAAUUCCAUACACUAAAGUAGAGACUCAAGGCGACCCCAUCCGCAUCCGGCACUCGCACUCCCCUCGCAGCUACCGGCAGUACCGGCGGUCCCAGUGCUCCGAUGGGGAGAGAUCUGUCCUGUCUGAAGUGAAUGUCAAAACUGAUCUGGUCCCUCCACUGCCUGUUACACGAUCUUCAGAUGGGAAAGUUCCCAGCAUCCACAUGACUCAACAGAGGCAGAAUGGAUCUAAGGACAGCCUGACAGAAGAACCAUCUCUGCUAUCCACUAAUAAUGUUGAUGGAAAACCCAACACUAAGAUUGUAAAAACUGUACAGGUGUCACGCUUCAAGGUGGAGACUUGACUGAUGAAUUGAAGAUGGUGAAUGGAUUUUGGUCUUUGGAAAGUGAGAAUUUGUUUAUGUGUGCAACAGAAGGAACUGAAGUCGACGUGGUGGUCUUUCCUUCAGGACACCUGGCAGUGCAGCCGGCUUGCUGGGAAGACCAAGCAAUGGUUUUAUCACCAACACCAUUCUAGUGGUGUGACUGAUUGAGAACAAGCUGCCUGAUAGACAACCAAAACCAAAAUUCUUUGCAAAACUGAAAGAUCAGUAGUUACAUUUCCAAAAAAAUGAACAACAAGAAAAAAAAUUGCUGCAACAAAACAGGCUUCAUGGUCUGCUCUGUAACUGAAUAGCCUUGUUUCAAGAAGUGACUGUUAACUGACAUGAUCAGGAUCAGAUGCUUCAAGAUAAGUAAAAUAGUAAUAUUUUUGGUCAAUUGUGCAAUACAGUGUGAUAUGGGGAAAUUAUCUUCACAAUUUAUAUGGGGAUCAACUUAUGUUCUGAGACAUAAGGACAAAUAAUAGCUCUUGCAAGAGUUAUUUUUAACCUAGCACAAUAACAGACGCUUGUGUUGUUGAUACAAAUUCUGACUCAACCCAUUUUAGCUCAAAAACAGUAGACUCUGUAACAUGCUGUAGCAGUGCAUUCCAGAGAUGAUACAGACUUACUUUGCUUUGGGCAGGUUUAAGUGUUCUAAAUUUUGAAUGUCCUUUUGUGUAUAGGGACUAUAUAAAUGAACAUUCCAUACCACAGAAAUACAUUUACCAACUUGUAGUUAAGCACAUUGGAAACAGGGGAAGAUAAAUUGACCCACUGUGUUAAGACUGCUUAACAAGGCACUUCAGUGCUGGUUAAAUGAAACUUGUGGAGUAGUAUUUAAAACAGCUAGAAAAUAGCGCCUUUUUUUUUUUUUUAAAUCUAGGUUAGCAAAAUCUGUUUUAAUAUCUCAUAUAAAAUAAUCUGACACUUUUCUCUGAGCCAUUUCUACUAUGUUAAAAUGACAAAGGCAGUAUUUCAGGUAUGAGAACUAUAAUUUUUUUUCUAUUGUCAUGGUAGGAAUACUAAGUUUUAAUGAUGCUGCACAUUGAGUGGUUAUCUUCUAAUAUAUAUCUGAAGUGAUGCCUGGUUCUCCUCUUGUCCUAUCACUUCUUACAUAUAUCUGAAAAUCACUUCUCUGCCUCCCAUUUGUCCACAGUCAGCACAUGGAUGAACCUUCAGAUGUUGCUGUCUUGCUAUAGAGCUUAGCAAAGUCUUUGUGUUGUGGAAGUAAUUUUUUGCUAAGUGUAAUCAUUGAACUAAGUACUGAAUUUGUCAAACAAUCUCGCAAACAGCUGUAGCAGCUCAUGUGCCUUUCUACAUCUGUCCUCUCUACACUCAACCCUCACAGAGAUUCGCAGUGAUCCUGUGUCUUCCAGUCCAAGCAACACCAGGGAAUUGCAGCCCUGUCAGAAAAGCAACACCGCUUGAGAACUGGAGUUAUCAUAAGGUGUUUAAGUUACACUUUUACAAGAGGCAUGGGAUUACUAAUACACAUAUUAACUGACUAGACUGGUAAGCAAAAUGUUGUACAAUGUGUUUUAUUUUCCACUUUAUUUUUUGAUUCUUCAUUGUUUCACGAUGUGGUCAGGUGGAUGUUACCAGCCAGGGUGGCCGCCAUACAGUUUGUAUAUUCCUAUCACAGUAUACAGUGGUCUCUAGGUUAGCAAGUGCUGCAGGGAAGGCAGAGUCAUGUAACAAAUACUCUUCUUUGGUCAUUUACUUGGGACAGCUCUGCUUCUACAGUCUCAGUAAACAAAUCUAAGGGAAGGAAAGAGCAAGAUAAAAAAAAUUAAUGUAGUAAAAAUUCAGUUUUCAUGCAGGUUCUUUAGAAUUUUUUUAAUUUCCUGUGGAUUUAAUUCUAGGACAUUGUUGGCCUUGGUUUAAAGUAUUUGUUCAGCUUUUAAAGUUUGUUAAAUGGUUUCAUUGUCAUUGCUCCAAUUUAAAGAGAUCCUGUAGGGUCCGUUUAUGACCUUCUGGAGUACUGUCAAGAACAACAGUCAAGAAAAGUCCAAACAAAACAAAAAAACAAACCAAACCAAAAUGAAAAACAAAAUCCAAACCCAAACCACAACAAAAAACCCUGAUCAACCCCUAGGAAAAAAAAAAAAAUCACCAUGGCAAAAUGAAGAGCAUCACAAUCUUUUUGGAAGGCAACUGAAAAAUGACAAAGAACUGAUUAGUAUCAGCAACGAAAGCUGCUCCUUGUUCCUUUGAGAACAUAUUCCAGCUUGGAGCAUUACACACUUAUAGUUUGGUGCUUUCUAAUCAUUACUAUUAAUUUGCUAUCCUUACCCAGCACAGGUAAGUAUCACAUAUCUACUACUGCAGGGGGAUUUGUGUUAUUGAGAAUUAUCUGUACAUAGUGUACCUAUCUUGCCAAUCUUUAAAUAUUGAUCAAGAAGGUUUAUAUCAAAACUCAUGCUUUUCUGUAUGCUUUCAUCUUCCUGUGGGCCUUUUGUGUGUUAUUGCUGGAUACCCUCAGCCAAGUGCAUGGUAUUUUACUUUCUGCACUACAUCAGAAAAUAGCUUGUCUAGUCCAGUAGUGAAAGGUUUAAAUUCUCAAGUCACUGGAGAGUUGUUUUGUAAUCAAGCCAACUUUUUUGCAUUUAGAAGAGAAGUUUGCAGAGAGAGCCCUAGAUUUGAGUUAGUGAUCUUCUCCCUUAUGAGACUAUGUAGAAAGCAGGUUUUUAGCCAGUCUGCUGUUAGCCUGGGCCACUACAAUCCAGUUUUGUGUCCACAAAAGACUAAAGAUAUAAUGCCUCUAUUACACAUUUUCCAAAUGUUUUGUUGUGCCAAAACAAGGCAAAACUUGCAACAAGGGUAUCACUGUCAGGUAAUAGUACAGAAAAGCAAGUUUUUUUCGUAUAUGUGAUCCUCCUUUCCCUUCAAACUUCUUUUCCUCAAUCAUUUGAGGAAAAGCAUCUUUUUUUUUUAUAUUUUUGUGAGAGAUACACACAAGUGAUCAAUCACUGAAAACACUGUGUCACAGUUAUGCCUUCUACAACUAAACCAGCUCUACAUGUCUAAGUGAUCAGCCUCUUAGAGCUCCGAGCUACACCUUGCCCUCUCCACUGUCGCUACCCUUCCCCAGCUCUCCUGGGAUGUUCAGUGCCUAGAGGCAGUUGCAUUUCAGAUCUGGAGUCUGGAUGUCAGUCUAAAAUCCUUGUACAUCCUGAAGAAUCAGGCAAAAGACAUGAGAUGUGUAACAGUGUCAGGAAGUUUACCCUGGGGUUGAAUGCCAUACACAGACCCCUGCUCACUUGGACAAAGGACUGGUAUUUGAGGCCUUCUCAUCUUAAUUCUCCUGAAUUGAUCUCAGGCUAAUGGUUUUAACUUCGUGCCUCUGCCAUUACCUCUUCUGAGACUUCCAUAAGUGCUAAGCAUUGGUAAGUUACAGAACUCUCACUAAUUAGCAACAAUUACAACAUAUUUGUACAACCUUUUGCAAAACAUGCAUUUUAUACAAUAAAGAAGGCUUGCUAACCACAGCACAAAAGCACUGUAGUAUAUCCUAUACUGGUUCCCUUGCUUAGUUGGCUGGUUUCUUUCAUUUGGAACUAGCCUGGACCUGCUGUUUUCUACAUUGCACCCCUUCCAGUAUCACUAACUCUGCAACUUGUAUUCUAACUAAGCUCAUUAUAUUGAUGAUGUUUGUUGCAAAGUCAUUCCUAUUUGAGUUGCCAAAGUCAUUCCCUUUAUGCAGGUGGAUAUUGAACUAAAGAGAUAGCAUGUUUUCUUUUGGGAAGAUUUGUUUAAUUCAGAACUCCCUAGAAAGGUGUUUGAAGACAACAUACAUGAACAUACCAAUGUGAUACAUUUGUUCCAUGUACAUUAAGUAUUCAUGAAGCAACUGUGUGCUUUAUUUUAAAAUGAGUUUGAUAGAUGGCUGUGUCAAUACUUGUGUCCAGGUUAUUUAAAAGUCAAGUAAAACUUGAAUUUUUAGGGCAUUGCAUGGUUGCCUGUGUGUCUUAUUUACAUUACACCUUAUAAGGAGCAAAGCCUUCAGAAACAGAUUCAUUUGACACCACCAUCUGGUAAAAACAGGUGUAGUACCAAUUAAAAUCCACUUGAGGAUACAGCUUCUCCAGAUUAAGUACUUUAUCUUGUAGCAGGAAGUUGUCAGUGUAAGCUUUGCAUUUCCAGUGCACAUCUAUACCAGUUUCCUUUCUCACCUAAGAAUCACCAGAGAGCAACCAGCAGACUAUGUAAGCUGUCAAAGCAAACACAGAUACAGAGCCAGUGUGGCAGACACUCUCUCCUCAAUGUGUCUGUUUUUAUUCCUGUAUUUGUUCUCCUGAGUAAGAACUGUGGUGUGUUGACCUUGGCAGGACACCAGGUGCCCAAGCUGCUCUAUCACUCCCCUCCUUAACAGGAUGGGCAAAGGAAUUAGAUGGAAAAAAUCCUUGUGGGUCAAGAUAAAGGAGUUUAGUAAAGCAGAAGCAAAAGCAAAAAAUAGCCAAACUCCAAAAGAUUUACUUUUUCUACUUCCCAGGAGCACAUGGUGUCCACCCAGUUCCUGCAAAGUAGGGCUUCAGCGCAUGUAGUAGG
Molecule: messenger RNA, 6689 nt
Organism: Melozone crissalis (California towhee)
Lineage: Eukaryota; Metazoa; Chordata; Aves; Passeriformes; Passerellidae
Gene: EPB41L4A
Product: erythrocyte membrane protein band 4.1 like 4A
Exons: 23
Coding region: 81-2123 (680 amino acids)
Cellular component (GO): cytoskeleton
Source: RefSeq, a predicted model, not a curated record